AUGGAUCCUGGUCGCAAGAGGAUAGGCUCCAUCGCAGAGUCGGCUACGUCGUCUAAUCAGCGGAGUAAACGCGCCAAAUACGCGCCUGUAGCUUGUAAUGAGUGUAAGAAGAAGAAGCUCAAGUGUGUGAGGGAGGAGGGCGAUGAGAUUUGCAAGAGAUGUGAUGUUAAUAAAGUCGAAUGCAUCUUUGCUCCUACAGCUCAACCGGCAAAGGAAGAUGCUGAGCCAUCGCGAAGACGCUCAACUCAAGAACCUCAAACAGACGUCGGGUCUCUAAGCCAACAAGUAAUCGCCCUCCAAAACCAAGUCAACGCCCUUACAUCAGCCCUCCAAGACGUAUCCCAGCGUCUCCCCCACAUAACCCCCUCCUCCACAAAGUCCACCCCGCAAGGCCACUCCUCCACCUACCGCAAAGACAUCCGCAACGUACACAACGAGCCGCGCGAGCCUCAAUUCGUCGGCCCCACGCGCUCGGCGUAUAGUUUCCAGAUCGCGGAGAACUCCCUCACAGGCAUGGGGAUCGAGCCCAACGCUACUGGUACCAGCACGCCCGCUGAAUCACCCAGUGAGACGGAACCCGUUGUUGAGAGUGAGCACCUUUCGCCAGGGGUAGAGGAUGUUGAGACUCUGGCGAGUUUGGGAAUUGCGGAGGUUCAGAGGCUGUUGGAUAUUUAUAAUGAGGAGAUUCAGAGUGUUUAUCCGUUCAUUGAUGUGAAUGAGUUGUCAACCAAGGCGGUGUCGGUAUUCCAGACACCGCAGGAGAAUACGCUCAAGGAUGUGCAGGCUAUCAAGUUGGCGGUCGCUACGUCAGUUGCUAUCGAGGCACAGGGGCUGAAUAACAUCAGCAAGAGGUUGAUUGAUGAUGUUGAGCCUGUUAUUUGCAGCGUCUCAGGCGAGGCGUUCAUUGACUUGCAAGAACUUCAACUCAUGAUAAUGCUGAGCAUCUAUUGGUUUCAUUGCGGAGAAGACCUCCUCGCCUGGAGAGCCAUCGGCAACGCCGGCCGCGAGGCCCUCGAAAUCGGUCUUCACCGCCGAACCUCACUCUUUGAAAACUUCAAGAACUUGGCAGAGCGAGACUUGGCAAUUCGUUGUUUCUGGUGUGUAUACAUUCUAGACCGAAGGUACAGCUAUGGCACUAGUCUAUCAUUCGGCAUUUCCGACCGGGACAUCGAUCCCCGGUGUCCAGAGCCAAGUGAGCAACAUCCAUAUCUUCGAUGUAUGGUCUCCUACGCCAAGUUAUGCUCCAAGGUCUGGGAGGAUCUACCGCUUGAUUCUUCACCAUUUAUAGUACCAAAGGAUAAAGUCGACUUCUUUGACUUUCUGGCGCAGAAAUGGGUUCACUCUAUUCCUGAGGAUUUACAGCUCGUGUAUCCUCGGCUCUCACAGGCUCCGCGUCAUCAACCUCGAGUUUUACAACGCUUGAGAACGCUCCUUUAUCUAAGAGGGAAUUAUAUACGAAACUUGGUUCUACGACAUCAUGUCAUGAGUGCUGAGAACUUGCGCUCAGAUAUGCAGGGCGCUCAGCUGGUCGUCAGUCUCGCGCAGGAUACGAUCCAGGUUUUGGUGAAUCUGAACGAGACAAGCGAGAUCUAUGCUCGGCAGAAAGCAACGUUUAAUUAUUUCCUGACAGGCGCUCUAGCAACAAUCCUUCUAGCAGUAUGUCACGGCCCCGAUGUCUUCGCCGAUCGCUGCCGACAAAGCUUUCAAGACGCUGUUCGUCUCCUCAAAAACAUUUCUCAGCACGGGCAGCUAGGUCGACGACUAUGGCGCUCACUGAAAGGAACGAUUCAUCGCGCUUUAUCGCUAGAAUCCCCGAUCACACCGACUGGGAAUGCGGCACUCGCAGAGAUUCUGCAGCAGGAGACGCCGGAGGUACGACAACAGCAGACGCUUGUUCCUACGAAUUGGCCGAGAAAUGGACUAGGGAAUAAUUUUAUGGAUGAGAACAUGGCGGACAUGUUUGGUCUGGAGACGGAUCUGUUGAAUCUGUUUAGUGCGUUUGAGCAGGACAAUAUGUUGAGGCCGGUGAGUCAGGUCAACGGGCUUGAUCAAGCUGCGGCAAUACCGGAUCAGAAUGGGGGUGUUGGGCAGGGUGACGAUAUGAGUCGGUUCAAUGGGGGAUUCUAG
Molecule: messenger RNA, 2127 nt
Organism: Fusarium proliferatum ET1
Lineage: Eukaryota; Fungi; Ascomycota; Sordariomycetes; Hypocreales; Nectriaceae
Exons: 5
Coding region: 1-2127 (708 amino acids)
Biological process (GO): positive regulation of transcription from RNA polymerase II promoter by galactose; DNA-templated transcription
Cellular component (GO): nucleus
Molecular function (GO): RNA polymerase II cis-regulatory region sequence-specific DNA binding; zinc ion binding; DNA-binding transcription factor activity, RNA polymerase II-specific
Source: RefSeq, a predicted model, not a curated record